UGGUGGUGGUGUGGGUGGUGGUGGUGUUGGUGUUGGUGUUGGUGGUGUUGGUGUUGGUGGUGGUGGUGGCUGCGGCAGCGGCAACGGCAGCGGCAGCGGCAGUGGUGGUCGUAACGCUCAAUCACAUGCUUGGAACUUGGGGACGGAUAGCACAGGACGGAUUUUGUGA
Spirometra erinaceieuropaei is the source of this 169-nucleotide messenger RNA. NCBI's taxonomy places the organism in Eukaryota, Metazoa, Platyhelminthes, Cestoda, Diphyllobothriidea, Diphyllobothriidae. The record is from the annotation of a GenBank genome assembly.